UAUACAAAAGGAUGAAGGCUAUUGCUUAGCGCAUUGUAAGCCGCCCUGAGUCUCCGGAGAAGGGCGGUAUAUAAAUCAAUAUAUAUAUAUGUUCAAUAAUCCUGUUAUCCAAUCUCAAUUCCAAUCUCAAUUGGAAGACACUUAAAUUGGAAUUUCAUGUGGAUCAGGGACCUUUGUUGGUUUCCUAGGUUGCAGUGCCUCUUGUGAUUUCUUGUAAUGCCAGUGGUUAUGUCAAUUAAUUACCUUUGAGAAAUUUUUAUUUCAGUAUUGCCCAGGGCUUCUCUUACAUUUCAUCUUACUACCUGUGGCCCAUUGCUGAAGCCUGAAUCAAUUAUUGUCCAUUUUUCUCUUUAAAAAAAUAGUCACAUGCUUUGUGUCAUUUACAAACUCCCCUCAUGUUUUCGAGGGGCACAGAAGCUUAGCAAAAUAACAAGAGUUGGAAGGGACCUUGGAGGUCUUCUAGUCCAACCCCCUGCUCAGGCAGGGAGCCCUAUACCAUUUCAGACAAAUGGUUGUCCAAUCUCUUAAAAACUUCCAGUGUUGGAGCAUUCACAACUUCUGGAGGCAAGUUGUUUCACUGAUUAGUUGUUCUAACGAGAAAUUUCUCCUUAGUUCUAGCUUCUCUCCUUGAUUAGUUUCCACCCAUUGCUUCUUGUCUUGCCGUCAGGUACUUUGGAGAACGUUGAUUCCCUCUUCUUUGUGGCAAUUCCUUAUAUCUUAAUUAAAAUAACAUGUACGGGAAGUGACUGAAACAUGCGUGCGAUAUAUCGUACAUUUAGAGGGAGUCCUUAUCAAAUCAUACUGCACAGAGCAAGAUGAACUGCCGGGGUACAGCAAAAAGCUGUUUUAUGCAAAUGAAAUCCGCGCAUGAGAGACUGCCACAGCCUGAAACGCGCGUCUCUGCAAAGAAGCCUCGCUUAGAAUCCUGACUACUGUUUAGGAUUCUACCUUGAUUUAGGAUGCACCUUGAAAUAAGCGACGCGAGGUCGGAGCCUUUGAAUGGUAGACAACCACGAAGAACCUGCCAAAGAAAGGCAAGACUUUGUUACCGUUAGCUUGACCCAAAGGUCCUUUGUUCAGGAGGCAACUGAACUUUGUUCUUUUGAAGAUGUUUCCCUUCUCAUCCAAGAAAGCGAAACGUCCUCAAAAAAAAGACAGUCCAGUUGCCUCCUGAAAAAGCACCUUUGGGACAACCACGACCUGGAUGACUUGAGAAUCUCUACAGACAUCAAUCGGGCUUAUUACUGUACGUCCUGUUCAGAUGUCCCUAAAUCAUAACUUCACAACUCGAGCCCACCACCGCCCCAGCAGGCUGCAGUUGAGCAAAGCUCCUCCCUUUCCGGCGCCUAAGCAUCUGGCGGAAGGCAGCGUCCGGGCGGAAAAGCUUUCCCCAGGCGUGGAGAGAUCCUCGUUUUGUUUUCUGCAGCCCGGAUCCAAAGGCAGACGAAGCUCUACUUUGAUUCUGUCGCCCUCCUGCUCUCCCACCGCCGGCUUCGCCGGUAGCUAGCCCUGCUUUUUCCCUUGAGCGGACCAUCCUGCAGGAUCCUUCCAGUGUGUUGCGCAGCCCCACAUGGUUUUGCACGUGGGAAGCUGCUCCGAGAGUUUCCAUAGCCGACCGGAUUCCACUCGCGCGUAGACUGGAGUGAGAAAGGCAGAAUUGGGAACGGAUCUGUCACUGAAAAUGCAGCGGAAGAAAGUGGAUAAUCGUAUUCGGAUCCAAAUAGAGAAUGGAGUGGCUGAGCGACAAAGGACCCUCUUUGUUAUAGUAGGGGACCGUGGCAAAGAUCAGGUGGUCAUACUUCAUCAUAUGUUGUCCAAAGCAGCUGUAAAGGCUAGACCCACAGUGCUGUGGUGUUACAAGAAAGAGCUGGGCUUUAGCAGCCACCGUAAAAAAAGAAUGAGACAGUUACAGAAGAAAAUUAAAUCUGGAAUGUUGGAUCUAAAGCAAGAUGACCCCUUUGAACUAUUCAUAGCAGCCACAAACAUUCGGUAUUGUUACUACAACGAGACACACAAAAUUCUUGGGAAUACUUUUGGCAUGUGUGUACUCCAGGACUUUGAAGCCUUGACUCCAAAUCUCCUUGCUCGAACGAUUGAAACUGUGGAAGGGGGAGGUAUCAUCGCAAUUCUUCUGAGGACAAUGAAUUCCCUGAAGCAGCUUUAUACAAUGACCAUGGAUGUUCACUCCCGCUAUAGAACAGAAGCACAUCAGGACGUGAUUGGCAGAUUUAAUGAAAGGUUCAUUCUCUCUCUGGCCUCUUGUAAAACCUGUGUAGUUGUUGAUGAUCAGCUGAAUAUCCUCCCCAUCUCUAGUCAUGCUGCAAACAUUUCAGCUCUGCCACCUCGAUCACAGGAAGAGAGCCAAAGUCCUCGUGAGGUGGAACUGAAGGAGCUAAAGGAGAGUUUACAGGACACACAACCGGUUGGCACAUUGGUUGAUGUUUGUAAAACGCUGGAUCAGGCAAAAGGGGUCCUCAAAUUCAUCGAAGCCAUUUCUGAGAAGACCCUGAGAAGCACUGUGGCUUUAACAGCUGCUAGAGGGCGUGGGAAAUCGGCUGCCUUGGGAUUGGCAAUAGCGGGGGCAGUGGCUUUUGGCUAUUCCAACAUUUUUGUUACAUCUCCAAGUCCAGAUAAUCUUCACACCCUGUUUGAAUUUGUAUUUAAAGGCUUUGAUGCUCUACAGUACCAGGAACAUUUGGAUUAUGAGAUCAUUCAGUCUCUCAAUCCUGAAUUCAGCAAAGCGGUUGUGAGAGUCAAUGUGUUUCGAGAACACAGACAGACAAUCCAGUAUAUCCAUCCUGCUGAUGCUGUGAAACUGGGGCAGGCUGAACUCGUGGUAAUUGAUGAAGCUGCUGCCAUUCCUCUUCCUUUGGUGAAGAACCUGUUGGGUCCUUAUUUGGUCUUCAUGGCUUCUACAAUCAAUGGAUAUGAGGGCACCGGCCGUUCCUUGUCUUUGAAACUGAUCCAGCAGUUACGACAGGAGAGUGCACAGGCCCAAGCCAGCAUAACUGCAGAGAACAAAACAACCAUCACAGCUAAAUUGUCCUCAGCCCGUACAUUGCAUGAAGUUUCGCUUCAGGAAUCCAUUAGAUAUGCUCCAGGAGAUCCAGUUGAAAAGUGGCUGAAUGAUUUGCUAUGCUUGGAUUGUCUCAACAUCACGAGAAUUAUAUCUGGUUGUCCAUUGCCUGAAACCUGUGAUCUAUAUUAUGUGAACAGAGACACUCUGUUCUGUUAUCACAGAGCGUCAGAAACUUUUCUUCAGAGAUUAAUGGCCCUGUAUGUGGCUUCUCACUACAAGAAUUCUCCUAAUGACCUCCAGAUGCUUUCGGAUGCUCCAGCCCAUCAUCUCUUUUGCCUUUUGCCACCGGUUCCACCUACUCAAAAUUCCUUGCCAGAAGUCCUUGCUGUGGUCCAGGUGUGUUUGGAGGGUGAGAUAUCACGACAAUCUAUUAUGAACAGCCUGUCCAGAGGGAAAAAAGCCUCAGGAGAUCUCAUUCCGUGGAACAUCUCAGAGCAGUUCCAAGAUCCUGAUUUUGGGAGCCUUUCUGGUGGAAGAAUUGUUCGCAUUGCAGUCCAUCCUGAUUACCAAGCGAUGGGUUAUGGUAGCCGAGCUUUGCGUUUGCUCCAGAUGUAUUAUGAAGGCAAAUUUCCUUGUUUGGAAGAAAAGGUUAUUCGGAAGCCAAGAGAAAUUGCUACUGUGAGCAGUGAGGCUGUCAGCUUACUAGAAGAAGCUGUGAUGCCUCGGAAGGAUUUGCCACCCCUGCUUCUCAAGCUGAGUGAGAGGCAAGCUGAGAAUCUGGAUUACCUUGGCGUCUCUUAUGGCUUGACUCCAAGGCUUCUCAAAUUUUGGAAACGGAGUGGAUUUGUGCCAGUCUAUUUGAGGCAAACUCCAAAUGAUCUGACCGGGGAACAUUCCUGCAUUAUGCUGAAGAUGCUAAACGAAGAAGAAGAGAACACAGAGGAAAGCUGGCUCACUGCUUUCUGGAAAGAUUUCAGGAGGAGAUUCUUGUCUCUCUUGUCUUACCAGUUCAGCACUUUCUCCCCGUCAUUAGCUUUGAAUAUAUUACAAAACAAGAAUGUCAAGCAACAGUCACAAUCCUCUCUCAGCCGUAAUGAACUAGAAGCGGUCUUCAUCCCUUAUGACCUGAAGAGACUAGAGAUGUACUCAAGAAACAUGGUGGACUAUCACUUGAUCAUGGACAUGAUCCCAACUAUUUCUAGACUGUACUUUCUCAACAAGUUUGGAGCUAUGCCUCUUUCUGCUACUCAGGCUGCUCUUCUUCUUGGAAUUGGUCUCCAGCACAAAUCCGUGGACCAGUUGGAGAAAGAGAUAGGGCUGCCUAGCAGCCAGUUAAUGGGCCUCUUCAACAGGACCAUCCGUAAAGUUGUUCAGUUGUUCAACAGUGUCCAGGAGAAGGCUGUAGAAGAGCAAAUGGCAGUAAUGAAAGAAGUUGUAAUGGAGCCAACCCUGAAAUCUUUAAAUGAAGAUUUGGAAGAAGCAGCCAAAGAAUUUCAAGAAAAACACAAGAACGAAAUUGGAAAGCUAAAAGACCUGGAUCUUUCACAAUACAUUAUCCGAGGGGACGAUGAAGAAUGGAAUGAAGUGCUGAGUAAAGCAGGACAAGAUGCAUCUGUGGUCAGCCUGAAGAGUGACAAGAAGAGAAAAUCAGAAGUUGCCAUAGAACCAAGACAGGAGAAGAAAUUUAAGAAAAAACAUCCAAAGCUGAAGUUGAAGAAAUGAUUAAAAGGAGGGAAAGCCUCCAUCAUAUGGACUUGGACUUUCUCUUUUGUGAAAUCCUGAUGUCGUUUGCCAAGCAAAUGAGUUGAAACUCUGAGGAAACUUUACCUUAGGAGUGGAAAAGCCACAAGGAUUUUUUUUUAUUGUUGUUAUUGCUUAAUAUAAACGCAGCCUUCAAGCAACAUCAUUUGGAAGAUAUUUUUAUUGCUGCCAGCUCAGCAUUUGUGUUCCAUUAAAAGAGACUGCAGAGCAGCAAGCUGGAUAAUUACCAGGAAUUGUGACUUCAAUAUUGCUUUACAAAAUCUGGUGGUUUCCUCUCUUCUCUCAUUCUCUCUCUCUCAUACUCUUUCUCUCUCUUGUUCUCUCUCUCUCAUACUCUUUCUUGUUCUCUCUCUCUCGUUCUCUUAUUCUCUCUCUCUUUAUAUGGGUGCAUGCAUGCCUAUGAAGAUCUUCCCUUUGAGUUCCUAUUGGAGAUUUGAAGAGAAGCUGGUAUUCAAUGUUAAGGUGAUGUUUUUUAAAAAAUCAGAGUGGGAUUAAAAAGCAUUCCAUGUUAUUUUACACUGCUGAAAGUACUUUAGAUGCUUGUCACUCGUUACUGUUUAUUGAUGAUAAAGUUACUGGUCUGAAAGGUU
This is a messenger RNA of Pantherophis guttatus, 5370 nucleotides long. RefSeq names its product N-acetyltransferase 10 (gene NAT10). Gene Ontology annotation, cellular component: nucleolus; 90S preribosome. Gene Ontology annotation, molecular function: tRNA binding; ATP binding; 18S rRNA cytidine N-acetyltransferase activity. Gene Ontology annotation, biological process: rRNA acetylation involved in maturation of SSU-rRNA. Lineage: Eukaryota; Metazoa; Chordata; Lepidosauria; Squamata; Colubridae. The record is from RefSeq and is a predicted model, not a curated record.